UUUUUUUUAAGCCAACGUCAAAACAAAAGUUUCCACGCAUGGAUACAGAGAUUUGCCGCAUAUGUUUAAAUGCAUCUAAAACGCUGGUGAACAUUUUCGCUUUGCGGGAGCAAAUUCACAAUGGCCAAUCGGAGCCCAGCCUGGCGGAUAUGCUGAACGCAUGUGCUGCUUGCCACAUCAAAAUCAAUGAUGGACUGCCGCAACAAAUCUGCCUGAGCUGUGUCCUAAGUGCACAAAAUGCGUACAGAUUUAAGCGCAAGUGCGAGGAGAACUAUCAACAGCUGUUGAAGUCCAUGAAGAAAAAGCCCGAAAAAACAAAAACAGAACCAGAUUCUAAGCACGUAAAUCAGAUGAAGGCGGAAAAAAUACAGUAUAAAUGCCAACUUUGCAGCAAACAAUUUGCGCAUUUGAGCCUACUGCGUGUACACAAAAAAUGGCACCUUGAAAACAAAUCAAGGGUCAAAGUCACCGCAUUACCAAAGCAAAAAUACCCCGUUCGGCAAAAGAGUCGCAAUUUGCCGGUAUCA
Molecule: messenger RNA, 527 nt
Organism: Drosophila navojoa
Lineage: Eukaryota; Metazoa; Arthropoda; Insecta; Diptera; Drosophilidae
Biological process (GO): regulation of transcription by RNA polymerase II
Cellular component (GO): nucleus
Molecular function (GO): DNA-binding transcription factor activity, RNA polymerase II-specific; zinc ion binding; RNA polymerase II cis-regulatory region sequence-specific DNA binding
Source: RefSeq, a predicted model, not a curated record